AUCCUGAAUCUUUUCAAUACUCCCAGGCACAGCAUCAACCCAAGGAUUGCCUUUUACACAAAGAUUGUUCCAGAAACUAAACCUGUAGCUACAAUCAACAGCCAUCAACAGGAGAGAGAGAGGCACAGAGAGAAGAGAGAGAGAGAGAGAGAGAGAGAGAGAGGGAGAGAGGGAGAGAGAGAGAAGAGACAGUGAGACAGACAGAGAAAAAUAGAGGGACAAAGAUACGUGUUGAUUUACAGAUAGAUGUCUAACGGACGUUAAUCUCAAGGCUCUCACUGUAACAUGGACGGACUUCAUAUUUGGUUUGAGUGUUGAGUGAAGUGGUCCAAACCAAGUGCCCGCGUGUCGUGUUGUGUUUGUGUGCAGGUGAGCGUGGGUUGAGUCAGCGGGGAUGGGAAGCCUCAAAGACGAGACGAGGAGUCCAGCUGAAGCCCUCCUUGAACCUGAGCCGGGAGAGGACCCCAGCUCUCCCAGCGCUUCCUGUGCUCCCCGUGGAGAUUUCUGGAGCGCUUGCGACAUCACCAUCACCCCUGCUCCUGAGGAAGUCCCAGACCUGGACUGUGGCUGCGUGGAGGACGUCACUCAGACCAGCAGUGGCCCAGCAGCAGAGCAGCCUGAGGCGGGACCUCCAGACUCGGCGGUGGAGCUGCCAACCCCAGCAGACACCACGGAGGCAGGGGAACCAGGCAGCCCCCGGGCAUCUCUGGAACAGCUCCCCGAGACCGACGCCUCACACACGGACAGAGACAGUCAGAAGGAGACCUUCCAUUGCACCACGAAGAAACAGAGGAGCCAGGAGAGAGACACCGAGGCAGAGAGAGAGAAGGUGGUGGGGGGGUCGUCAGGAGAGCACCAGGUCCCUGGAUCUCCAGCCAGACUGCAGCACAUCCAGACCCAGGUCAGUCUGGAGGUGGUCCAGUGUCACUCUGUGGCCACCAGCCCCAUGACCCCCCCUGAGGGGGCCGGCGCCUUCCACUUCCUGUACUCCUCCACCAAGCUGGGGGCCGUUGACGUGGAGACCGGGGGCGUUGAGAUGCAUGCGGGUCGAAAGGUGGAGUACCGCUCUGUCGCCACGGCUCCCAUGACCCCCAGGACGCCCACCAUCCUCGCCUUCCCAGAAGCCAGCGAGAGAGAGCGAGUGCAGACGGAGGAGAGGAGAGUGGAGGAGGGGGCGGAGGGGAAGGCAGAAGGGGAGAAGAUCAAGCGUGUGUCUGAAUGGGAGACGAGCCACAUGGAGAUGUAUCCUCACCUGCACUUAGCUCCUGCCGCCAAAUGCACCACUCCGAAAAAGGUGACCAAACAGACUGCCUCGAAUUCCGACCCGCCGUCAGAUACCUCGGUGAACUGCCCCCAAACCGAGGCGGUGGAUUCCAACGGAUGUUGCGACUUCAGUGUUGAAGACCCUGCGGAGGAGGAGCAACAUCAACACCUGCAGAGGAUGGGAACCAUGGAUCAAGAUAUCACCAUCCUGGUGACCCACCAUGACAGCCCUGAGGACCAGGAGGAGGCGAAGGAGGAAGAGGGAGGGGCAGGACAGCAGACUGUCUCUGCCGAACCUGACCUGUGGAGGGUAGAUGAACAUGGGGAGCUGAACGCUGAAGACAGUCCCACGGAGGUUAACAGUGCAGUGGUUGGCAUAGUAACGACAGAGCAGGCAGCUACAGGAACCGGGGAAGCAAUGAUAAUCAAUGAGACAAGGAAAACCCCACCAACAGACGAGAACAACACUCUCCAGAAAGAGAAGGCCUUCCCUAACUCAAGUGGAAACAUCCAAACAGACAAAGAGCAUGUGGUGCUGCAGUCCCCAAAUCAAAAUGAAUCUUCAGAGCAAGCAGAAGGCAAAGGGAUUAAGAAGACAGCAUGUUCCAGUGAGGGCACAGGGCCAGGUGCUAGACUGCAGAGGCUUGACCAGGUCCCUGGAUCUCCAGCCAGACUGCAGCACAUCCAGACCCAGGUCAGUCUGGAGGUGGUCCAGUGUCAUUCUGUGGCCACCAGCCCCAUGACCCCCCCUGAGGGGGCCGGCGCCUUCCACUUCCUGUACUCCUCCACCAAUCUGGGGGCUGUUGACAUGGAGACCGGGGGCGUUGAGAUGCAUGCGGGUCGAAAGGUGGAGUACCGCUCUGUCGCCACGGCUCCCAUGACCCCCAGGACGCCCACCACCCUCGCCUUCCCAGAAAUCAGCGAGAGAGAGCGAGUGCAGACGGAGGAGAGGAGAGUGGAGGAGGGGGCAGAGGGGAAGGCAGAAGGGGAAAGAAAUAAGGGGGAAAUGGAAGUAAAAGAGUGGGGGUCAGAGGAGGAGAAAAAAGAAAAGGCAGAUGAGGGAUCUGAAAAGGAGGCACAGAAGGAAGGAAAAGAAAGAAUCAAUUUCCAAACAAAAGAGAAAACUGACGGCAAAGAGGACGUAACUGGAGUGAAAGAGAAGGUGAAUGAGACAGAGAAAGAGAAAGAGGGAGAGAAAGAGGGAGAGAAAGUGGGAGAGAAAGUGGGCGAGAAAGAGGGAGAGAAAGAGAGAGAGAAAGAGAAAGAGGGAGAGAAAGAGGGAGAGAAAGUGGGAGAGAAAGUGGGCGAGAAAGAGGGAGAGCCAGGAGGAGAGCAGGAGAAAUCAGAGAAGCCAGCAGAGCAGAAGUCCGAGGAGAACUCGGAGGAGCUGGUGCAGGAGGUGUGCUGGGACGAGAAGGGGAUGACCUGGGAGGUGUACGGAGCCGUGGUGGAGGUGGCCGUGUUGGGCUCGGCCAUCCAGAAGCACCUGGAGAAGCAGGUGAAGAAACACAAGAAGCAGCCGUCCUCCGCCCUGCCUCCCCCUCCCCCUCUCAGCCCCUCCGCCACUCCCCUCCCCGCCACGCCACCUCCCGCCGGAGGCCCCGGCCAGGGGGAAGAGGGGAAAAGCAGGGCAGGGAGGAGGGGGGGGGCGAAGAGGGGCCGCCAGAGGCGCAACCCUUUCCGCCUGCUGUUGCAGAACAUGCAGCAGCCUCACUGCUGCUCCAGAGCCCACGCCGCCGAGUGACUCUGAGGAGAGAGGAGAGCACAGGCUAGCAGCAUCGUCACACACCCUCCUCCUCAGACACAGUUCCUGGGAUCAGGUCAUUACAACUGACUGCAGGUGUAGCACGCUAUCUCAAGAGAAGGUUUACAGCUCAGGCUAGCUGACUCUAAAGAUGUCUGACCAAAGGUAGGAGAAGAAUCAAUCCGUUUUUAAUAGUGUACAGUCCACGUGACGGGGAGGAGGUUUGAGAGCGUCAAAGAGCACCAUGCCAUGGUCAUUCAUUGCAAUCGACUUAUAACUCUUUGUUUGAUCGACUUCAAAUCAGGAACUCAGAAAGACAGUUACAGACAGGGACAGAAAGGUGACUUCAUUUGAUUGUGUUUAUCUGUGUUUCUUCUAAACGUUUUCACUUACUUUGAGCUACAGAAAUGAACUUUCUCAUUUCAGAUGCUUCUCAUUGCGCUCUGAAAGUUUGCAUGCAGCUGCAUGUCCAUCGAUCAUGUCUUUCCUGUUGAAAGGUAGACAAAGAAGUACUUGGUGUGGGUUCAGUCUUUAGUCCUCACAGAUCUAGUAUUGAAGAGAUUAAGGGGUGUUUGUGUGUGCGUUCCUGGAGAAUGACAAUCUGUCACUGAACAGACCUGGCAACCUUUUCACAAUCUCAGUCAGAUCAGGUCAUGUUUUGGAGAGGGUUUGAUGAUGCACAGUGUAAACAUGAGAGGCACCUUCUAGCCACAAAACAGUGCAUUUUAGAUGUCCUGUUUCAAAUCAUUUUGGUACAGUGUGUGGCUAUCGUGUUUCAUACUAAAAUGUGAGUGUGUUAUUGUGAUACAGAUACAUUUUAUAAGGUGUUUAUUGGCAAUCGAACAAUCAUGGUAAUGUUCUUGAGAAAUAACAAUCACAACAAAGUUACACAAUCAUUAUGUUUUUUAUUUUAUUUAUUAUUAUUGUGGUCACUUGUGGCUGAUUGGCUAAUUGUGAAGUGAAAUAAUUCUUAAUACCUGUAUGUGUACAUCAUUUCUGUUUAAGUUGUGUCGAUCUUUCUGUGGUGUUUCAUGUGUUAAUAAUUUGGAAAUGCACAUGUAGAGAAAACCUGUUUAUUCAAUUGCACUUGCCCUACAUAUAUUCAAAUAUGUAUAUAUAGAUAUCUAGGCCAAUUUUAUACCGAAUUAAACACAGGAAAGUGGUUUGCAAGGUCGUUUAGAACUGUCUCAGGCCCCAAGAACAGGAAUAUCUUAGAAAUAAGCACUCUUUUGCUGAACGUUUGGCCAGUCUGUAUUUUUUUUUUUUACACAAUGGAAAUACAUUUAAUGUUAUGUUUAUUUCAUUCUUGUAUUCCAAUUGCUUUUGAGAGCAAAAAGUAAUUUAUCACAAAAUUCUAAUACAGAGACUAAAUUAAACAUUUGUAUCAUUA
Molecule: messenger RNA, 4397 nt
Organism: Osmerus eperlanus (European smelt)
Lineage: Eukaryota; Metazoa; Chordata; Actinopteri; Osmeriformes; Osmeridae
Gene: gprin1
Exons: 3
Coding region: 395-3007 (870 amino acids)
Biological process (GO): neuron projection development
Cellular component (GO): plasma membrane
Source: RefSeq, a predicted model, not a curated record